CGAAUAGAAUACUCAUAAGAAAAAUCGGUGACUCCGUCUUUUUUCUCUGUCACUUCCGCAUUUCGUACCAGCAUAAAUUUAUCUAAACACACACAGAUCCCAUUUUCUCCUCCACCGACUUCCCUCCGACCGAUCUCUCCGACUCCUUCACCGUCAUCGGAGGGUUCUGAGGCUAAAUUUCCAUGGAGGGUGUUGGAGGUGGUGAUGGUACCUCUGCUGCAUCUUUGGAUCAAUGGAGGCAGUUUUCAAGGCUUUUCCAGAUUUACCUGGAUAAAACUACCCCACAUGCAGUUUAUAGAUGGAUUGGAACUGCAGCUUUAGUGUUUCUUUAUGCACUGAGAGUUUAUUAUAUUCAAGGGUUCUACAUUGUUAGCUAUGGUCUUGGAAUCUACAUACUGAACUUGUUGAUUGGGUUUCUAUCACCACUUGUUGACCCUGAACUGGAACCUUCUGAUGGUCCUCUGCUACCUACAAAAGGCUCAGAUGAAUUCAAGCCUUUCAUCCGACGGCUACCUGAGUUCAAGUUCUGGUAUGCCAUCACAAAGGCUUUCAUCAUAUCAUUCUUGAUGACCUUCUUCUCCAUGUUUGAUGUUCCUGUUUUUUGGCCAAUACUACUUUGUUAUUGGUUUGUGCUCUUUGCCCUUACAAUGAAACGCCAAAUCAUGCACAUGGUCAAAUACAGAUAUGUCCCUUUCAAUAUUGGAAAACAGAAAUAUGGUGGUAAGAAAUCCUCAGCAGGUGGUAGCAGCAGUGGCUCACGUGCAGACUGAAGGGUAGAAAGGGGAAAAAAGGAGGAAAGUAUGGUGAGGACUGAUGUAGAAGAAGAAAGAAACAAGAUAAUGAAGUGAAAAAAAAAAGGGUAAUAGGUGUAGAUUUAUAUGAUAUGAUAUGAUAUGAUAUGAUAAGAUUCUAUUCUUAAUGUACAAACAUGGGAGUAUUCGUGUGUUGCUUCAUUUCAUUUACAUAUGCUCUUGUUUUUUUGGUAUUAAAAAUUGAUCACACCUUCUCUUGUUA
Molecule: messenger RNA, 1014 nt
Organism: Lactuca sativa (garden lettuce)
Lineage: Eukaryota; Viridiplantae; Streptophyta; Magnoliopsida; Asterales; Asteraceae
Product: protein RER1B
Biological process (GO): retrograde vesicle-mediated transport, Golgi to endoplasmic reticulum; protein retention in ER lumen
Cellular component (GO): Golgi membrane
Source: RefSeq, a predicted model, not a curated record